This is a messenger RNA of Sinocyclocheilus rhinocerous, 4024 nucleotides long. Its product is annotated as metastasis-associated in colon cancer protein 1-like. Gene Ontology annotation, cellular component: cytoplasm. NCBI's taxonomy places the organism in Eukaryota, Metazoa, Chordata, Actinopteri, Cypriniformes, Cyprinidae. The coding region runs from base 210 to 2807 and encodes 865 amino acids. The transcript is spliced from 5 exons. The record is from RefSeq and is a predicted model, not a curated record.
UGCAACUGUUUGACAGUUUGGUACUACGUAUCCCAGUAUGCACUUCUCCACUGUUCAAGCAGAUAGAGGCACACAGAAGUGUAAGGUGUACAGUUGGUGACACUCCCCGGCGAUUAAAAAGUUCGCAUAAGGACUGAGUGGGGAAACUACCAUGUUUCAGCUUUGACAUUAGAGACAAAACUGUUGUCAUUUGAUCUUGGAUAUUCAAAAUGGCAGCUGCAAAAGUAAAGUCAAACAGUCGUGCAGGGAAUCUGCUUCGAAGUAGAUCAGAGGGGACACUGAUAGAUCUAGAUGAGAAUGUUACCAUCAACAACAACAACCUUCAUGGGGGCUACGGUUAUGAGAUGGGGAAAACCUCAGAGUGGCCCGUCCUACCAAAUGAAAUUGAAAAUCCAAAACAAACUACCAACCCCUUCUGGAAUCAGCUGGGCAGGUCAAAUCCAUUCUUAAAUGAAAUCGUCCACGCCAGCACCUAUGACUCUGGGGUGUCCAUGCUGAAAGAGGAUCCCCUAUCUCUGUUUGACAAUAUUAAUGAGGACUCACUCAGCACAUCCUCAGAUGAAACAAACUUUGCUCAUCUUUUAGCACCCAGACAAAACAAUUUAAACCGAUCUGGGAGGUGGAGAAGUGCCUCAGAUAUACUUGACAACCUUGAGAAGAAGGAAGACAAGCGGACGAUGAGACUCAACUCUCAAGAACCCUUCCUGAAUCCUGAUUUUGAGUGGUUGAAGAAUGACAGAGAAGCUUACAAAAUGGCUUGGUUGAGUCAUAGGCAGCUAACCAGGUCUUGUUUGGACCUGAGCCGAAUGAAGCAAAGUCCUGGAUGGGCCCAGACUCAGGCCACAGACAUUCAAAUUCUCUGCAAGAUUGACCACAACGGAGGCUCUGUGCAGUUGCCAGACUCCAGUAUCACUGCCCAUAUUCCUCAGGGACAUGUCCCCCCAGGUGAGAUCCAAGAAAUCGGCCUCAGAGUACUCCUUGAUCCUCCCACUGGAAUUAACAACAACUACACCACAACUCUGAGCCCUCUUUUAGAGGUCAGCCUCAGUAACCAUAAUGUUUCGGGGAGCAUUUCGCUAGAAAUGAGAAUGGCUGCCAAAGUAAAAAGUGACCCCACAAGCCACGUCUUGACCUCAUUUGUAGGUCUAGUCUCUCAAAGGAAAGAGGGACCUUAUCAGAAGAUAAAAGACUGUUACAUAUACAAUGACGUGUUACAGAUGAAGCUUUUUGAUUUAAAACCACGCAUGUACGUCAUAACUGCUGCCGAGGCCACUGUUUUGGAGCAACCUGCUAUGUCAGUAUGGGAUUACUUGGAUCGACAUAUUACGGUGGCCAUCUACGGUCCCAAGCACAUACACCCAUCGCUCAAAGUGGUGCUGGUCAUAUCGAGCCAUGAUAAUAUUCCACCCAGGCUCCCUUUCUCUGAUGUCCAGAGAGGUGACAGGAACCUGCCCCCUGUUGUCUUGGAGCUUUGGGGAAAGCAUCAGUUCAACCCACAUGGCCUAAAAGAUCUUCACAUUGCUUCUAGAGUGUUGGAUUCAAACUUCGAAGUGAAACCAGUGGAUCUGAAUAAAGAGGUUAAGCAGGAUCGGCUUAAAGCAGGAAAAGUGCUCCAUUUACCGUUAGAUCUGGUCAAGGUGAGUGGAGGUGAAAUGUGUCCCUUCAAACUCAGCAUUGAAGUGAAGGAUCCGAAAAGUCUCACUUUGGGAGAUUUCUGUGUUACCUCCCCUGAAGCUGCCCCUCUGAGGUCAGAAAAACACAACCACAGGCGAGCAGAUCGGCAGAGGGAAGUGACUCGUUCCACGCCUAUUCCUGAGGAAUCAAUCUCAGAAAUCCUUACCCAGAAGUUUCAGGAUAGACCUGUAGAUUUGCAUUGGUAUGGGGUAGCAAUGAAAUCGAUCCUCAGACAACCGAGAGUGGAAUAUCUUCUGGAAUACUUUAAAGGUGAUACGAUUGCUUUGCUUUCUAAGGAAACUGUUAGAUCUCUAGGUCAGAUGAAGGUUAAGGAAUGGUACAUUGGCUUUCUUCGAGGAAGAGUUGGCUUGGUGCACUGUAAGAACUUGAAGGUCAUAACCAAGGAUCAAGUCAUCGACUUCACUGGAAUUAAGCUCACCACACCAGUCCUUUUGGACAAUAUGACAAUUCCUUUUAAAAAACUUACCUACAUGUACUCUGCUAUUCAGACCCUGGUCACAGAGCACGUCAAGUCCUGGAGAACCUUCGCUGAGGCUCUCGGUUACUCAGAGGUCUCAGUUAACGCCAUCUCCAGGAGACAUGCUGAAACAGAGGCAGAGAAGGUGGCUUGUGUUCUAGAAAAGCUCAAGGAAGACUGUCAUGCAGAGAAGAUCAAGAAGAAGUUCCAGCAUGAGCUUAUCAUAGGGCUGUUAAAGAUUGAUGUUCAAGGUGUAGUAGCCCAUCUCAUCCAGGAUAUAGUGAUUCUAUCCACAGCAGUUGAGCUGGGAGUGCGAUGGCGGGAACUUGCUGAGAGAGUCGGGAAGCUCUCCAAUGCCCAGAUUGCUGCUUAUGAGGCCCCACACAAAGGGAAAAAUGGAGAAGUUAGUGCCCAGUCAAUGUGGAAGCCUGCAUAUGACUUCCUGUAUGCCUGGAGUAAGCGGUACGGGGACGGCUACAGGGAUAUGAUCCAGGACCUUCACCUGGCCUUGGAUAAGAUGAAGAGCCCAGUGACCAAGCAGUGGAGACAGAUUACUGGAGCUCUCAUCACUGUCAACUGCAUGGAGGUCCUAAGGGCUUCCGCCUUCCUCAGAGAUUUGGAGACGACUCUUGGAGCACCUGCACUUCAUAUUUAGGUGAUACUGCUGAGUUCAUACUGAUAGCUGUGCCAUAUUUUUUUGACGUGAUAAAUAUCGACUUUAGGUGGCAUCUACCCUCGAUGGCAUCUGUUUUUUGGAAAAGUACUGAAUAUAUGUUAUUGUAUACCUGUCUUUAUAUUAUGUGUGUAUUCGCUGUGACAAUGAACAUGUGAAAGCUGUUGUCUGAUUCUUAAAAGACUCUGAGUUGUUACAAAGUCCCUUAUGCAAUGUUAAUGCUUUUAAGGGUUGUUGGUGGAAAGAGAAAUAGGAGAUUUGUUCAUUAAUUGUGAUAGAGAUGGAAUCUGAAACAUUUUCAUUCUAGAUGAACUGCCUCAAGGUUACCUCCUUUCUUUGUUUUAGUUAAGCAGUUUUGCUUGAAUUGUAAGUGUCUUUAUCAGUACAUUUUAAUAUUUGAAGUUGUAUGUGGUAUGUGUUACAUACAUUUUGGCCCUCUGGGAAUGUGACUUAUUAUUUGUCAGUGUCAGUGUACAGUAUAUUGAUUUCAGUAUCCAAGGAUGUACCAUUAUACUAGGUUUAACAUCUAAUGUCACAUCUUUGUUCUACUGGAAAGUUGUAUUGAUCUAUUUUUAUAUUUUGUGUUUUUCUAGUUGUCAUUUUAAAUGUACUAACUACAGUGUUUAAGAGUGAGGGUCCUUGUAUAAUUGCAAACCUUUCCUGUGUUAGAACAGUCUUUAAUAAUCAAUUUUGUAUUGCUGUAUUUUUAAUGCUAAAACACUUUUGAGAUUUGUUAUAAUAAUUAAACCGUAACCAUUUAUGUCAUGAAGGAGCUCUAUACUGAAGGGCAAAGAUAAUAAUAAAAAUAUGUUUUAAAGUAUUUUAAUCUUGAAUUUACUUGAGUAAAUGUUGUUUAAAAGAUCUUAUCAUUUGAUUGAAUGGGAAAUGCACAACAGGCAGCAUAUCAUACACAUGUCUGCAUUGAGUCGUGCAUUGAUGUGCAACUCGGGCUUAAAUCUGUCACUUCCUUUCAUUGCUUUAAAAAUGAUGCCAUUAUGUGGAUACCAGUGGGUUCUCUAGUGACCUCAAUGUCACAGCCUCAUUUACAAAACGGGAUACUGAUAAAGCUCAUUAGCCUUCAGCCAUGCUAAACUAUGUGAAGUACUGUCCAUUGCAUAGAGAUCUCAAGCGCUCUCAGUCACACACAAACAUAGUUUCUUCAAAUUCCCAACCUAAACACGCUAUCAUUAAAAUAUCUU